GGGAAUCGGCGCGCUCCUGCGACACAUGCGCACACCCGCUGUCCCGAAGGUCUGGAACGCCACGCGGACGAUGGCGGACCUGGGUGAGGCGGACGAAGCGGAAUUGCAGCGCUUGGUGGCGGCAGAGCAGCAGAAGGCGCAGUUCACCGCACAGGUGCAUCACUUCAUGGAGCUCUGUUGGGAUAAAUGUGUGGAGAAGCCAGGGAAUCGCCUGGACUCUCGCACUGAAAAUUGCCUCUCUAGCUGUGUGGACCGCUUCAUUGAUACUACUCUUGCUAUCACCAGUCGGUUUGCCCAGAUGGUACAGAAAGGAGGACAGUAGGCCAUUCCCUGGAAGAAUGACAGAAGAAGCAAAGGACUUGUUAUUAAACAGAUUGAAGGGCUAGUGGGGGCAAAUUGUUAACCCACUGCCAUGUCAACUUCAAGCUAUUACCAAGCCUGUUGGUGCUAAAAAGUAACAGAUCAAAUGUUCAGAAGUGAAAUUUAUUUGGAAUUCAGAAAUUCCAUACUGUUAUCACAAAAGUUACUCAAUAAAUGUGAAUUCUCCAAACUUUU
Pteronotus mesoamericanus is the source of this 555-nucleotide messenger RNA. RefSeq names its product translocase of inner mitochondrial membrane 8 homolog B (gene TIMM8B). The transcript is spliced from 2 exons. Bases 26 to 322 code for a protein of 98 amino acids. Lineage: Eukaryota; Metazoa; Chordata; Mammalia; Chiroptera; Mormoopidae. The record is from RefSeq and is a predicted model, not a curated record.